Messenger RNA from Mercurialis annua (annual mercury), 1193 nucleotides. RefSeq names its product GDSL esterase/lipase At1g06990-like. The coding region runs from base 1 to 1080 and encodes 359 amino acids. Gene Ontology annotation, molecular function: hydrolase activity, acting on ester bonds. NCBI's taxonomy places the organism in Eukaryota, Viridiplantae, Streptophyta, Magnoliopsida, Malpighiales, Euphorbiaceae. The record is from RefSeq and is a predicted model, not a curated record. The transcript is spliced from 3 exons.
AUGGCUACAAUCAAAUCCUCCAUUAUGAUCAUUCUCAUGAUAUCUAUAAUAAAUUUUAGCCUAUCAAAGGCAAAUACGACAUUACCAAAAUUUCCUGCAAUUCUAAUUUUUGGUGAUUCUACAGUUGAUACUGGUAAUAAUAAUUAUGUUACGACAUGGGUCAAAUGUAAUUUCCGACCAUACGGAAAAGAUUUCCCGAACCAUAUUCCGACCGGAAGAUUUUCUAACGGAAAACUUAUUCCUGAUUUUAUUGCAUCAUUAUUUGGUAUUAAAGAAACUGUUCCACCAUUCAUGGAUCCAAACUUAUCCGAUAACGAAAUCGUUACGGGGGUUAAUUUUGCGUCAUCAGGUGCCGGUUAUGAUGAGUCCACAUCUUUAACAUCUAAUGUAGUUUCAGUUCAAAAACAAGUUGGUUUGUUCAAGGAUUAUAUUGCAAGACUUGAACGAAUUGUUGGGCAAGCGAAGGCCAAAGAAAUUUUAAAUGGUGCACUGGUGAUUAUUAGUUCAGGAACUAAUGAUUGGACUUUUAAUUUUUAUGAUAUACCUUUAAGAAGAUUGAUGUUUAAUGUAGAUCAGUACCAAGACUUUUUGUUGACUGAAAUACGAAAAAUAUUACUGGACCUGUAUAACCUCGGUCUCAGAAAGGUGGUAGUGGCCGGACUCCCUCCGAUCGGUUGUCUACCGGUGGAAAUGAUUAAGAAGUUCGGUAGUGCGUGUAUGGACAACGAGAACUCAGAUUCUGAAGGUUUCAAUGUAAAGCUUCAAAAGUUGCUACCUGACGUCGAGUCAAUGCUGCCGGAGAGCCACAUUUUUUAUGCUAACAUAUAUGACCCUUUAAAAGACAUGAUGGAUAAUCCACAAAAAUAUGAUUUUGUGGAUUCAAGGAAAGGGUGCUGCGGUUAUAUACCUUUCCAGAUACAAUAUGCCCAGGAUCACGUAAUUUCACCGGUCUGCAGAAAUUCUUCACAAUAUUUAUUUUGGGAUGGUGUUCAUCCGACAGAAGCCGCAUACCGGUACCUCUCUUUGAGCAUCCAGAAAGAUAUUCUACCCAAGUUCAUGAAUAUCACCUCCAAUCUCUGAUUCAUUCAAUAACUUAGGGUUGUACUAAAUUACUAAUCAGAAAAAAGUUGAUUUAAUUCACUUUUUGGCCUUCUGAUUCUAUUCAUUCUAUAAUAAAAUCAAUUUUUCUGUUU